This is a messenger RNA of Aspergillus piperis CBS 112811, 1808 nucleotides long. RefSeq names its product norsolorinic acid reductase. The transcript is spliced from 6 exons. The coding region runs from base 440 to 1585 and encodes 381 amino acids. The record is from RefSeq and is a predicted model, not a curated record. Lineage: Eukaryota; Fungi; Ascomycota; Eurotiomycetes; Eurotiales; Aspergillaceae.
UGUGGUUUGACCAACACAACAUUGUAUACCAAAAGCUUCAAUAAAAGCCUAUUCCCGCCCCACCAGACAGGGUCAAGGUCUUGGCGCAAUUUUGGCCAAGUUAACGUCAGCAAAUUAAAAUCCAACAGAUCCUAGACAGCCUAAUAACCCUAGUACGUCAGUGCUUCAGCCUACUGCAUACUCCGCAAUAGGUAGCAGAUGCGUCGUCACUGGCAAAGUCCAAGCGUCUUUUGGAUGGAUGCAGUCUGACAAUGCGAACAAUGACGCGGUCAGGUUUGCAGCCUACACUACGUGAAAGUCGGAGAAGAAUGGAUGUAUCUGCUUCAUAGACCGGCAGGCAUGAUAAAUCACAUAUAAGGAGGACCGGUGCCCCAAUCUCUCGACUCAUCUUCAUCAUCUAAAACCGUUUUCUCACCUCUACUGCAUCAGUAUAACAACAAUGGCUGGUCCUGUCCCAAAACCAGAGUGCCUCCUGGGCUUCCACCAGGUCUUGUCACCCACUGCUGGUAUCAAGGUGUCUCCGCUAUGUCUGGGCACUAUGAACUUUGGAACAGCCUGGGAGCCAUACAUGGGUCAAUGCAGCAAGGAGAUAUCCUUCGCAAUCUUGGAUACCUUUUUCGACCACGGUGGAAAUUUUAUCGACACUGCCAAUGUAUACCAGGACGGACAAUCCGAAACAUGGAUUGGAGAGUGGAUGAAGAAGCGUGGGAAUCGAGACCAGAUGGUCAUCGCAACCAAAUACACGACCGGCUUCCGCCGCACACACGUGUCCACUGAGCCCAUCCAAUCGAACUUCGUCGGAAAUUCCGUGAAAUCCAUGAACCUAUCUGUCAAGAACAGCCUCGAAAAGCUUCAGACUGACUACAUUGACCUUCUCUACGUGCAUUGGUGGGAUUUCACCACCAGCGUGGAGGAAGUCAUGCAUGGUCUCAACGCACUCGUCUCGGCCGGAAAGGUCCUCUACUUGGGCGUCUCCGGAACUCCGGCUUGGCUAGUAGUUAAGGCAAAUGCAUACGCGCGCGCAAACGGACUCAGACCGUUCUCUGUUUACCAGGGCAAAUGGAACGCCGGAUUCAGAGAUUUAGAAAAUGAGAUUGUGCCUAUGUGUCGCGACCAAGGGAUGGCAAUCGCACCUUUUGCAGUGCUAGGCCAAGCGAAGUUCAGACCCGCAGAGCAGCGCAACGCAGAGUAUAAGGGCUCUGGACGAGCGGCGCUCCGGGUUGAGGAGGAUGACAAGGUUUCUGAUGUGUUGGAGGCUGUUGCCAAACGGAAUGAGACAAGUCUUUAUGCCAUUGCUCUCGCGUGGGUCCGCUUCAAGGCACCUUACGUCUUCCCCAUUAUUGGACAACGGAGUGUAGCGCACAUGAAAGCCAACAUUGAAGCUCUGAGCGUCGAUCUGUCCAAGGAGGAUAUGGAUGAGAUUGAUAAGGCCAUUAAAUUCAAUCCUGCCUUCCCACUCGACUACCUCCUCGCCGGCAAUUUCAGUACUGCCUUUACCGCAGCAGAUGUUCAAUUGACGCAGUGGACCGCGCAUAUCGAUGCUCCAACUCCUGUGAUGCCGGUCAGACCGCGUAAGGAUUUGUAAAUUGACAUGACGGGUCAUUGUGGGUGCUUCAUCCGCUGUUGAUGAUAUAGGGGGACGAUAGAUUCGCAGUUCUUAUGGGGGCCGCAGGAGAUUCAUGACCCAAAUCUCGGGGAUAGUUAGGCUAACAGAUUUGUAUGUUGUCUAGACGAUUUCGAGUUCAGUCUACAUGGUAGCUUCUUAGUGCCUAUGCCUUUCACAUCUGAUAUGAUACAUUUCAAGAAUG